This is a messenger RNA of Dictyostelium purpureum, 1748 nucleotides long. RefSeq lists its product as uncharacterized. The record is from RefSeq and is a predicted model, not a curated record. NCBI's taxonomy places the organism in Eukaryota, Evosea, Eumycetozoa, Dictyosteliales, Dictyosteliaceae. The coding region runs from base 71 to 1681 and encodes 536 amino acids. Gene Ontology annotation, biological process: fatty acid metabolic process. Gene Ontology annotation, molecular function: medium-chain fatty acid-CoA ligase activity. The transcript is spliced from 2 exons.
AAAAUAUUAGUUUUUGUAUAAUUAUAUUUAUUUAUUUAUAUUUUUUCCCGAUUUAACAUAUAUUUUUAAAAUGUCUACAUUAUUUGAUAUAUUCCAAAAUACCACCAAAAGAGAUAAUAAAAAAACUGUUAUCACUAUCCCAGUUUUAGAUAAAGAAACCAACUCAUUUAACUCAUAUAAAAUCACAUAUCAAAAAUUCUUAAAUGAUGCCAUCAGUAUCGCAAAUAAAAUCAACGAAGAAGGUUUAAAAAAAGGUGAUGUAGUUUCAAAUGUUAUUACAAAUGGUUAUCCAAUUCUUUCAUGUUUCUUAGGCACAACAUUUUCAAAAUGUAUUUCAGCACCAUUAAAUUCAGCAUAUAAAGUUGAUGAAUUUAAUUUUUAUUUUAAAGAUAUGGGCGCAAAUCUUGUUAUUAUUCAAAAGGGUUUAACUGAGGCAUUUGCAUCAGCCAAAGAAUUAGGUAUUAAAGUUUGGGAAUUAACAGAAGUUACUAAAGGUGAUAAAUUAUUCUACACAAUUACCAAUCCAAACAAUAAUGAUGAAUUAAUCUUUUCAACUGAAAAUAUUGGUGGUGAAGAAAGUGACCAACCAAAAUUAAACGUUGUCCCAGAAAAAGAUGAUGUUGCUUUAUUCCUUCAUACCUCUGGUACCACCAGCAGACCAAAAGGUGUUCCUCUUACACACGAAAAUCUUUCAGUCUCAAGCUCAAAUAUUGCCAAUACAUUCCAUUUAGCACCAAAUGAUUGCUCAUUAGUUGUUAUGCCACUUUUCCACGUUCAUGGUUUAAUUGGUGUUUGUUUAUCAUCAUUCUUUGCUGGCUCAGGUCUUGUUAUUCCACCAAGAUUCAGUGCUUCAGUCUUCUGGCAACUCGUUAGACAAUUCAACAUUAACUGGUAUAGUGCUGUUCCAACCAUUCACACUAUUUUAUGCUCAGUCCAACAAGGUCAAUCUGAAAAUCCAAAUAAAGGUCUUUUAAGAUUUAUUAGAUCAAGUAGUUCAAGUUUAUCACCAACCCUCUUAGAAACACUCGAAAACUUUUUCGGUUGUCCAGUAGUCGAAUCAUAUGGUAUGACCGAAGCUUCUCAUCAAAUGGCCUCAAACCCAUUACCACAAGAUGGUGCCAGAAAACCAGGUUCCGUAGGUAAAGGUAUGAACGUCCAAAUUAGCAUUGUUGACGAUCAAGGUAACCACCUCAAACAAGGUGAUGUUGGUGAAGUUUGUAUUAAAGGAAAGAAUGUUACCCAUGGUUACCAUAAUAACCCACAAGCCAACAUUGAUAAUUUCACUAAAGAUGGUUGGUUCCUUACUGGUGAUAUUGGUUAUUUAGACCCAGAAAACUAUUUAAUUCUCAAGGGUAGAAAGAAAGAAAUUAUUAACCGUGGUGGUGAAAAAAUUAGUCCACUCGAAGUCGAUAAUGCUCUUUUAGAAAAUGAUAAAGUUUUAGAAGCUAUUUGCUUUGGUGUUCCAGAUCAAAAGUAUGGUGAAGAAAUUUGGGCCGCAAUAAUCCCAAAAGAAGGCCAAACCCUCACUGAUGCUGAGAUUACAGAAUUCCUCCAAAAGAAAUUAGUCUCAUUCAAAAUCCCAAAGAAAAUCAUCAUCACUAAAGAAUUACCAAAAACUGCCUCUGGUAAAGUCCAAAGAAGAAUAAUAAGUGAAUUCUUUUUUAAACAAUAUUCAAACUAAAAAGCCCCCCAUUAUUUUUUAAACUAAAAUAAUAAAUUCAAUAAAAAACAUUUUUAAAUUUUAAAAU